GCAGGCUCCCGGAGGAUCAGGGGAUCGGCAGAGGCAGAGGCAGAGGCAGAGGCAGGGGUGAGUAGGGCAAGAGCAGAGCUGGACAUCUGGAGGCAGAAUGUCGAACAAGGGUGCUACCAAGAGUGCAGGCUCGGAGCCCACGCUGGGGACGGACCCCUUCAAGGAUACAGUGCAGCGGCUGCGGGAGACCUUCAACUCGGGGCGGACACGGCCGGCCGCAUUCCGGGUGGCACAGCUGGAGGGCCUGGGCCGCUUCCUCCGGGAAAAGCAGCAGCUGCUGCAGGAAGCACUGGUCCAGGACCUGCGGAAGUCACCCUUUGAGUCAGACAUAUCUGAGAUUAUUCUGUGCCAGAAUGAGGUGGACCUGGCCCUCAAGAACCUGCAGGCCUGGAUGAAAGACACACCAGCAAGCACGAACUUGCUCACAAAGCUGGACAGUGCCUUCACCCGAAAGGAGCCCUUUGGCCUGGUGCUCAUCAUUGGCCCCUGGAACUACCCAGUGAACCUGACCCUGGUGCCCCUGGUGGGGGCCAUUGCAGCAGGGAACUGCGUGAUACUGAAGCCAUCAGAAAUAAGCAAGGGGACAGAGAAGGUGCUGGCCGAGGUGCUGCCCCAGUACCUGGACCAGAGCUCCUUUGCCGUGGCGCUGGGUGGGCCUGAGGAGACCCAGAAGUUGCUGGAGCACAAAUUUGACUACAUCCUCUUCACAGGGAGCCCUCGUGUAGGCAAGAUUAUCUACCAAUCUGCUGCCAAGCACCUGACGCCCAUCACCCUGGAGCUGGGGGGCAAGAACCCCUGCUAUGUGGACGACAACUGUGACCCCCAGACUGUGGCCAACCGCCUGGCUUGGUUCCGCUACUUCAACACGGGUCAGACCUGCGUGGCUCCUGAUUAUGUCCUGUGCAGCCCAGAGAUGCAGGAGCGGCUGGUGCCUGCCCUGCAGAACACCAUCACUCGUUUCUAUGGCGAGGACCCCCAGAACUCCCCCAACCUGGGCCGCAUCAUCAGCCAGAAACAUUUCAAGCGGCUCCACGAACUGCUGAGCUGUGGCCGUGUGGCCUUUGGUGGUCAGAGUGAUGAGAACAGUCUCUACAUCGCACCCACAGUGCUGGUGGACGUGCAGGAGAAGGAGAAGGUGAUGCAGGAGGAGAUCUUUGGGCCCAUCCUGCCCCUGAUGACUGUGAGGAGCCUGGACGAGGCCAUUGACUUCAUCAACCGUCGGGAGAAGCCGCUGGCCCUGUACGCCUUCUCUAACAACAGCCAGGUAGUGAACCAGGUGCUGGACCGGACCAGCAGCGGCAACUUUGGAGGCAACGAUGGCUUCCUGUACAUGACUCUGCCUUCCCUGCCAUUUGGAGGAGUCGGCAAAAGUGGAAUGGGCAGGUACCACGGCAAGUUCUCCUUCGACACCUUCUCCAACCACCGCGCUUGCCUACUCUCUCCCUCGGGCCUGGAGAAGCUCAAUGAGAUCCGCUACCCACCCUAUAGUUCUCGGGCCCAGAAGCUGCUGAGAUGGGCCAUGAGCUCCCACAGCUGCACCCUUCUGUGAGAGCAGCCCAUCCCCAGCACCCACCAAGGGCCCCUGCCACCUGCUGCUGAUGACCGCCAAGCCCCUGACCCACCCUGCGCUGUCAGCUGCUGCCCACCUGCCCAGUGGUCCCUGAAAGACAGGUGUCCAGCCCAGGCCAUGAAGACUGCACUCCAGGGACUUUUUCUGACCAGAUCUCCAGCUAGGCAGGACUUCUGGGUGGCUGGUCCAGGCCCUUCCUAUACCAAAGUCCCCUUUACAGCCUUCUGUCCCUCUGCUUAGAUAGAUCUGAUGAUGGGGAACCUCUGUGCCUCUAAGCUUGGAAGUUUCUGUGGCUAGAGAAGACUCUAUAAAUAAAUGUAUAAAUAGGAUCCCAAGAGGCAGAGAAA
Molecule: messenger RNA, 1917 nt
Organism: Chinchilla lanigera (long-tailed chinchilla)
Lineage: Eukaryota; Metazoa; Chordata; Mammalia; Rodentia; Chinchillidae
Product: aldehyde dehydrogenase family 3 member B2-like
Exons: 10
Coding region: 98-1549 (483 amino acids)
Biological process (GO): aldehyde metabolic process
Cellular component (GO): cytoplasm
Molecular function (GO): aldehyde dehydrogenase (NAD+) activity
Source: RefSeq, a predicted model, not a curated record